AAGUCAGCAGCUUUAAUGGCAACAAAACAACUGCUGUGUGCUUCGGACUUGUGUUCUUAAAAUUGUCCUUAUCAGUCGCUUAUCGCCACUUGCUUUCUUGUAAUUAGUACCUUAGCUGGAGGAAGAGCGCAGGUUUGUGCUUUUUGUGUACUUCAACUUGUUGAAUAGCAGCACCCUGCCCUCUGCGACGACUGCGCAGUGUUCAAGGUUCAGGAAGAUAAGGAGAGGUGAAUGGCUGACGCGUAGCUCGUGUUAUGUUACCAAAGGCUCGUAUCAGAUUACUGUUGAGAGCAGAUUGGCUGAAACCAGAGCUGUAUUCCGAGAGCCGGGGCUCCAACAACCAGGAACUGCGACUGGAAAAGGUGUGUUGAAGAAGCUAAAGAGACCUGUACAGUGCUACCUGUUGUUUUGAAUUUGACGAACGUUACUAUGGGUGAGAAGACACAACGCAGCCUUUUGCUUUUGCUGUGCUUGUCUGGGCUCAUUCACUGUUCGGCCGCAUUGGUAUUUUGGACCGCAGUGGUGGAAAUUAACUAUUUAAUCAGUCCCAACAAGACUGUGGACCAAGAGUGUGAAUGUGGGAUUUUUGGUAUCAACUCUCCGCUUUCAUCAGCUGCAGGUGUGGUUGUUCUUUCCAACUUAAGUCCCACAGGCCCCACUGGCUGUGGCACUGAUCCUGUGUACAAUGUCACUACAUCACCCUGGAUAGCGCUCGUGAAAAGGGGGGACUGUGAUUUCAGCAAAAAGAUCAAUAUUGCCAGACGUCAUGGUGCAUCUGCUGUGGUGGUGUACAAUGUGGAUAACAGUGGCAACAACACCAUCCGCAUGGCCCAUUCGGACGCUCUGGGUAUUGUGUCCAUCAUGAUCGGCAAUAAAAAAGGCAUGGAGAUUGUCAACUUGUUGAACACCGGAACAGAAGUACGGAUGGUCAUCAGCAUGGGCAACCCUCACGGCCCCUGGUUGGACACCUACUGGCUGUAUUUCAUGUCCAUUGCCUUCUUCAUUGUCACAGCUGCCUCAGUGGCCUACUUUUUAUUUAUCUCCGCGAACCGUCUCCAUAACCUACGUAUGCAUCGGCGUGCUGAGAGAAAGCUGAAAUGUGAGGCCAAGAAAGCCAUUGGGCGUCUACAGGUGCGUACGCUGAAGAGAGAUGACAAGGAAACAACUUGUGACUCUUACAUGUGCGCUGUGUGCAUCGAGUCGUACAAAGCGAGCGAGGUGGUGACGGUGCUCACAUGUGACCAUAUUUUCCACAAAGCCUGUAUUGAGCCGUGGCUUCUGGAGAAAAGGACAUGCCCGAUGUGCAAAUGUGACAUCCUCAAGGCCCUGGGAGUUGAUGCGGAGGAGAAACAGAGCAUGGCCCAAGCUUCACCACAAGAGGUCACCGUCAUCACAGUGGCAGGAGGAGAAGCCAUGUAUGAGGUCCCACUGACUGACCCACUCAGCACUGACCUGGAGAGACAGCAGCACCACUAUGACAACAGGGCCUUUGAGGAGGAGCCUACCAGAGGACAGUGACACCACAGUGGUUCAGUGAAAUUAAAAUUAUAAUUUUUUGUUUUUGUUUUUGAUGCAAUAAAUGCACACUUUGGAUUCUUCUUCACAUGGUGAAAUUGCUUGUACAAAUCCAAAUGGUACCGCACCUUGUGUAAUUAAGUUGGAUGCCAAUUGUGGGUGUGUUCAUCAGGUUAUUUCCUAGUUUUGGUGAGUCAUUCAAAACGAGUUGAGGCCAGCUCGUGUUCAAUUCCGCUUUGCUUACAGAGUCAUCACUGUUUUAAAGGAGGAAGAGCAACAGAGCAUUUAUCUAUCUGUUCUGCUCAAGUUGUAGUCUUCCACAUACUACUUUUCAAAAGCAAUACUUAUUGUAAUUAUUUCUGGCUUAACAAAAUAACUUAAUAAAUGUCAGGUUGUAUAAAUGUAUUUUCAAAUACAUUCUGGUAAACACACCCUUGGUUGCAAAUUCAGCAUGACACAUUGUAAGUGACGAGUGAAGAACAUCAUGGUAUAUAUUGUAUUAAGUAAGCUACUUCUAUAUAUAGAACUGGAAAUUCCCACCAUAAAAAGAAUAGGCAAUAAAGUGGAGGUCUUUGAUACUGGUGAUUGUAUAUUUGUAUAACAGAGGGAGAAUGAUCUUCAAGUGCACUAAAAUUCCAUCUAUA
Molecule: messenger RNA, 2159 nt
Organism: Doryrhamphus excisus (bluestripe pipefish)
Lineage: Eukaryota; Metazoa; Chordata; Actinopteri; Syngnathiformes; Syngnathidae
Product: E3 ubiquitin-protein ligase RNF128-like
Source: RefSeq, a predicted model, not a curated record